AUGUCUUUGAACCUCGAGAAGCAGCUCGUCUUUUAUGGCGCCUAUCAUCACAACAAAGUCAAUGUUGGGAUACACAUACUCUGUGUGCCUCCGAUCCUAUUGACGUCGUUUUUGCUUCUCACCAACACGCCUAAUGUCCCACUACCAUCAUGGCUAUCGAUACCCAAUCUGCCCCUGAACGUCGGAACCGUCGGGGCCGUCCUCUACUCGACACUCUACAUUCUGAUGGAGCCUGUCGCUGGGGCACUACUUGCACCCAUUUUGAUUGGAGGUACCGCUGUCGCAAACCAUCUUACAUCAACGUACGGCGCAACAGCGAAUUCAUGGGCUGGCGCAAUCAACAUCGCAUGCUGGUUGGCGCAGUUUAUCGGUCAUGGCAAGUUCGAGGGCCGCGCACCUGCCCUGCUCGACAAUCUGGUACAGGCAAUCUUCCUUGCCCCCUUCUUCGUCUGGUUUGAGAUCCUCUUCUCGCUCGGCUACCGACCCGAGUUGAAGCGUAGGGUAGACUCGGCCGUGGAGCAGGAGAUUCGGAAAUUCAGGAAGAGCAAGGAGAAGAGCCAGAAUGGCUCGGCCAAAUGA
This is a messenger RNA of Plenodomus lingam JN3, 579 nucleotides long. RefSeq lists its product as uncharacterized. Gene Ontology annotation, cellular component: endoplasmic reticulum. Lineage: Eukaryota; Fungi; Ascomycota; Dothideomycetes; Pleosporales; Leptosphaeriaceae. The record is from RefSeq and is a predicted model, not a curated record. Gene Ontology annotation, biological process: sphingoid catabolic process.